AUGUGCUUCCUCUCUCUUCUGCUUCUAGAGAUUGUCCAUCUUCCUUUUGACUGUGGAAAUCUGCGCAAGCUCAGUUUCCCCUUCACCACGCCAAAACACAAAUGUGGAAUGUUGGCCAUUCGAGGUUGUGAAGACCCUAAUCCCAACAAAACUAAAACUGUGCAAUUCAGUGGAAAGGAGUUUCAAGUGAGGAGAUUUGAUGGCCUUCAUAGAAUUAGAGUUAUCCUCAGAGACAGAGCUUUACAAAAUUAUUUGGAAAAUGAUGACUGCCAUGCCUUGUACUGCAAUAUUACUCUUCCACCCAGCUCACCCUUGGGUUCCUUUCAUAUCUUGCCAAAUUUAACCAUGUACAAAUGUAAUAGUUUGCACACUUACAGGGUUUCAAAGCAAUUCUUGAAGUAUACAGGAUGUGGUAAGAGUACUAAUGAGACGAUCCUCUUCGGAAAACAAGAUCAAGACGAUCCUCCACUUUCUUUAGCAAUAUGUUCAAGGGUUCAGCUUCCAGUGAAUAAGCUGGCUUUCUCUGCUGAUCCCUUUACAUUCAUAGCCUCUGAAUUCCCCGUUAGCAUUCAACUUUCUGAAGACUGUUUUCGUUGUUUUGAUCACAAUAAAGGCAUAUGCCAUCUCAAUAGCACCGAAGGAUUUUAUUGUUCCAAAUUCAAAGCACUACAAGCAAACACAGAAACAUGUCAGCCUACAAUGAGCGAGUCAUACCCAAAUGAUGCGGAUCCAGACAGUGGUAGACGCUUCUUCGGAGUCCCAAUCAUCUCCCACAUGGAGCUUCAAGGGGCAGCCAAGAACUUUGACUCCUCCAACAAACUUGGAGAUGGAGGCUUCGCCUCUGGAAGCUUCAAGAUGGGUGUGAAGUUGCAGUGA
Molecule: messenger RNA, 876 nt
Organism: Neltuma alba
Lineage: Eukaryota; Viridiplantae; Streptophyta; Magnoliopsida; Fabales; Fabaceae
Exons: 3
Coding region: 1-876 (291 amino acids)
Biological process (GO): phosphorylation
Molecular function (GO): kinase activity
Source: RefSeq, a predicted model, not a curated record